Molecule: messenger RNA, 1068 nt
Organism: Ctenocephalides felis (cat flea)
Lineage: Eukaryota; Metazoa; Arthropoda; Insecta; Siphonaptera; Pulicidae
Product: ferritin heavy chain, oocyte isoform-like
Exons: 3
Coding region: 188-700 (170 amino acids)
Biological process (GO): iron ion transport; intracellular iron ion homeostasis
Cellular component (GO): cytoplasm
Molecular function (GO): ferrous iron binding; ferric iron binding
Source: RefSeq, a predicted model, not a curated record
CGUACGAAUAAAACGCAUUCGUUCGCAGUGCGCAUGCACCUCUCAGAACAGAAGCGUCGACUCAUAACUCUUGUCAUUUGAAAAACAAUCGCUUACAAUACAAGGUGUACUGUAAAUUUUGAAACAGAGAUUAUAUUUCGGAAGCAACUAGUUCAAGUGUAAAAAAUUAAGAAAAUAAUUUUUCAACAUGGCAGAAAUCAGACAGAAUUAUCAUCAGGAGUGCGAAGACGCCAUAAACAAGCAGAUCAAUAUGGAAUUGUAUGCGAGCUAUGUAUAUUUGUCAAUGUCAUAUCAUUUCUCGCGCACGGACAUCGCCCUUCCAGGGGCUCAUAAAUAUUUCUUAAAAGCAUCAUCAGAAGAAAGAGAACAUGCAAUGAAAUUAAUGGCUUACCAGAACUCUAGAGGAGGAAGACUUUUGCUUACCGACGUAAAAGCACCUCCAAAUCAAGAUUGGGGAAAACUUGAAGAUGCCAUGGCCAAUGCUCUAGCAUUGGAAAAAGAUGUUAAUGAGAGUCUUUUGGCCUUGCAUGCUUUGGGAUCCCGCCAUAACGAUCCAAAUCUUCUGGAUUUCUUAGAAUCUCAUUAUCUACAAGAACAAGUCGACUCCAUCAGCGAGAUUGGAGCACAUUUGACAAAUAUCAGGCGCAAUGGUAAUGGCGUUGGCGAGUUCUUAUAUGAUAAAGAAUUAGGACAUGAGUAAACUACUUCAUAUAUUAUUACAUAAAGAAAUCAAUUAUUAUAUAUAAGUAUAAGGCAUUUUUUAUAUGGCAGCUUAGGCUAAAUUGAACAACCAUGAAAAAUUCUAUUACCUAUAUCUCCUUAAAUUUGAUAAUUUAAUAUGAUAUAAAGCCUGGAGAUAUCUGAACGUAAGACGCAUCCUUACUUUUCUCUACACGAAUCAAUAAAACAACCAACACUAUGGGGCCAAUUCGGAUAAAAUAGUUGUGUUACUAGUCUCUUGUUGAGUAAUCGCAUGAGUUGGUAGUCACAAACUGUCAAAAAGCUUCAUCCCUGAUUUUCCAAACGAGCGUUUUACACAAUAUCAACUACCAACCUCUAAAUUGUACA